Molecule: messenger RNA, 3045 nt
Organism: Seriola dumerili (greater amberjack)
Lineage: Eukaryota; Metazoa; Chordata; Actinopteri; Carangiformes; Carangidae
Gene: sirt4
Product: sirtuin 4
Exons: 4
Coding region: 138-1070 (310 amino acids)
Molecular function (GO): NAD+ binding; NAD-dependent protein lysine deacetylase activity
Source: RefSeq, a predicted model, not a curated record
CAAAGGUUCCUACAUUAUAUCAUCUUGCUGUUGUUUUGUCAUGUUAUUUAACUAACUCUUAGUGGCUGGUGACACUUUGUUGUGCUAGAAACAACAACAACGUUUAACUGUAGUUACCGCUGUAACUCACAAACAAGAUGAGACUGCCCUGGUGGACCCUCACAUUACACUCUGCACCAGUAAGAAGGACAUCCUCAGUUCCUGCUGGUAUGUCAAACUUUGUCCCCGCCUGCAGCACCACUGAUGCCCAGUCCGUGGACCAGCUGCAGGACUUUGUGUCCCGAGCCAGACGUCUGUUUGUCAUCAGUGGAGCUGGUCUCUCCACAGAGUCAGGCAUCCCUGAUUAUCGCUCAGAGGGUGUUGGACUGUAUGCCCGCACUGAUAGACGACCCAUGCAGCAUGCAGAGUUUGUCCGCAGCGCAAAGUCCCGUCAGCGCUACUGGGCCAGAAACUUUGUCGGGUGGCCACAGUUCUCCUCACAUCAGCCAAACUCUGCACACAAGGCCCUGCAACAGUGGGAGGAGAGUGGAAAGCUGCACUGGCUGGUCACACAAAAUGUGGAUGCACUUCACUCAAAGGCAGGACAGAAAAGAUUGACUGAGCUCCAUGGCUGUGCCCACAGGGUGAUGUGCCUAGGAUGUGGUGCCAUUUCAGCAAGGGAGGAGCUCCAGAGACGAUUCAUAUCAUUAAACCCAGACUGGAGAGCUCAGGCAGGUGCUGUGGCGCCAGACGGUGAUGUCUUCUUGGAGGACGAGCAGGUCCUGCAUUUCAGAGUUCCCUCCUGUGACGACUGUGGAGGAAUACUGAAGCCCGAGGUCACAUUUUUUGGAGACUCUGUGAUAAAAGGGACAGUACAGUUUGUGCACGACAGACUGGCAGAGUCGGAUGCGGUGCUAGUCGUGGGGUCCUCGUUACAGGUAUAUUCCGGAUACAGGUUCUUACUGGCAGCAAGUGACAGGAAAAUGCCAGUCGCUAUCCUGAACAUCGGGCCCACGAGAGCCGACCACCUGGCUGGGCUGAAAGUGAGCGGUCGCUGUGGUGAAGUGCUGUCAGUCAUUCAGCCCCUCUGACUGCCAUGGACAUCAAGUUUCAAUAUUCUGCAUUCAGCUGAUAACAAGGCUUUGCAAACUACCUCAGUUUUAACAAGGUAACAACAUAAUCACCUUCAGGAUGAUAUUCUCAGCAUUCUCAGAGCCACAAUCAUAUACACAUCUCUGACAGGAGUACUUGCUGCCAUGAUCGGUAUAGGGCAAAGGAUGACAUGUCUGCACUCACAUAUUGUUGCAGAACAACUGAAUGUUAAUAAUAUAAAUGUCCUUCAGUGAAGAAUGUGUGCCUGUCUCAGAAAUCCAACUUCUCUUGACACAACAAACUGGCUCUGUUCACUCACAGUACACUGAUGCUGCUUUUAUGUGAAGAAAUUCUACUGGCAAAUAAGCUUAAACUGACCCGUUUUUAUUAAGUUAAACUACGAGAAGUUUGUGGAAGUGCAAGUUGCUAUUUCACAAAGGCAUAAAAUUAUGUAGCAGGUUACGGUACAAUAGACGAGUAUCAAAUAAAUUGGAAACUAAUUCAAGACAUUGUACAAAAUAUACUGUAAUCAGAGGGUUUCAAAAGGGUUUAAUUUGUGUUAUCCAGGAAUUGAAUAUGAUCAUGUUUUUAUAUAAUGUGAUGCUGCGAUUGAUCAGCAUACAUUUUAAAUGCAUAAAAUAACAUAGUGAAGAGAAUGGACCUUUCAGUCAGGUUUUUAAACGUUAGACUACAAACAGUGUCCGUUCAACAAACUGUCAAGCAGUAGAUCUCGUUCUACCUAAAACUGAAGCAAACAUUUAUAUCUGAUAUGUCGUAACAGAAACCUGUUGUCUGUUUUAAAUAAAUUAUUUUAAAGCAGUACAGCACUUUACAUGUCAGGACAUCAUCUGUGUUAUUUGCCACACAGUUUUGCAGUUGCAGGCUGAAUCAAAUUAACUACAUCUUGCAGCUUUUAUGUCCUGAAACAUCAUAAUUUGUCAGUAUGAAAUAAAAAAUCACUGGUGGUCAUUUUAGCUAAUCAUCGGAUUUCUUUUUUAAAUUAAAAUGUCCCCUGACAUCAACAGGUUAGACAAGAGAUGAGAGAGACGAGAGGUGACAGGGAGUGAGGAGGAAUGACAUGCAGUGGUGGAAAGUAACUAAGUACAUUUACUCAGGUACUGUACUUAAGUACAAUCUUGAGGUAAUUGUACUUUACUUGAGUAUUUCCAUUUCCUACUACUUUAUACUAUACUACAUUUAGUCGACAGCCUUAGUUGCUAGUUUUAAAAAAUACAUAUAUGUGUGUGUGUAUAUACAGUGGCUCCACCUAGACCAGUUGAACCUGUGGGUGCAUCAGUACCAACAAUGUAACAGGCUCUUUUACUGCAGAUUGCUAAUUAUACUUUUGUACUUUCAGUUAAGUUGGAUUUUGAUUACAGGACUUUUUCUUGUAAUGUACACUGGUAAUGUAAUCUUUACAUUGUCAUAUUGGUACUUUUAUUUAAGUAAUUGAUCUGAUUACUUCUUCCACCACUGAUCACAUGCAACAAAGGUCACCAGCCAGAAUCGAACCGGGGGGACUUCACCAAUCGCAGUGAGGUGUGUUAUGCAUCGUAACCAACAGGUUUAACUGGCUGCUAUGACAAAAGUGUGUUAUUGCUACUUGUCAUGGGCCUUUUACUGUAUAGUGUUGGUUAAAAGAACCUUACAUCUGCUCUAUAUGCACUACAAAUAUUAUGUGGCAAUACAAGACUACAGGACACUUAAACCACAUUAAAUUUAACUGAUUUGUUGAUGAAACACAGUAAAACAAAAUUAUUUUUUUCAAUUCUUUCUGGCUGGAUUCCAUGUAGCAUUAUUUUAAAUAAGCUUUUUUGUAUUUAACUGUUCAGUGACUUUGGUCAUGUUUUCCUCAGUGGAGUGCUUGAAGGACAUUAUUCUACAUACCUGUACAUAAACAAAUACCUCUAUAUUAUCACUUUGAGGAAUGAUGAGUUUAUUUGUCCUUGAGGGUUUUUGAAAUGUUUUCAGUUA